Messenger RNA from Aegilops tauschii subsp. strangulata, 1392 nucleotides. Its product is annotated as protein FAR1-RELATED SEQUENCE 5-like. NCBI's taxonomy places the organism in Eukaryota, Viridiplantae, Streptophyta, Magnoliopsida, Poales, Poaceae. The record is from RefSeq and is a predicted model, not a curated record. Gene Ontology annotation, biological process: regulation of DNA-templated transcription.
AUGAUCCGCUUGUUGAGAACGCACGACAACGGCUGGUAUAUCACAGAGCACCGGGUGGAACACAACCACUCUCUGUCUAGCACGUGUGGAGAAAAGCUUAAUUGGCCUUCGCACAAGCACAUUGAUAUAUACACGAAGGAUCUAAUUAAACAGUUAAGGCAGAACAACAUUAAUGUGACUAAGGUAUAUAGAAUUAUACGUAGUUUUUUUGGAGACAUCGAGAAGGUCCCAUUUACCAAAAGAACACUUAGGAAUCUUUGUGGUAGGAUCAACAAGGAACAGGCGGAGGAUGAUGUUAGGAAGACAAUAGAUGUCUUCGCAGAUUUAGCUGCAAAAGAUCAGGAGUUUGUAUUCCGAGUGCAACUGGAUGCUGAAUGCCGGAUUAAGAACUUGAUGUGGGCCACCGGUAGUAGUAGAAAUCAGUAUAAUUUUUUUGGAGAUGCAAUUACUUUUGACACGACAUACAGAACAAACUUGUAUGACAUGCCUUUCGGCCUUUUCGUUGGGGUGAACAACCACUUCCAGAGUAUUAUAUUAGCUGGUGUUCUUCUGAGAGAUGAGCAGGUUGAAAGUUUUGAGUGGGUUUUCAGAAUUUACCAGUGCCGAGCAAUGGAGGUUGCUAUAAAAAGUACAUUGCCAACAAUGACGUACUGUUGGUGCAAAUGGCAUGUUUUGAAAAAGGCUAAAGAGACACUCGGUGGGCUGUACACAAAGAGAUCCGAGUUCAGGGCUGAAUUCCACAAGGUUGUGAACCACAUGCUCACUGUUGAUGAGUUUGAGCGGGCUUGGAAAUUGCUUCUAGAGAAGUUCAACCUGAAAACACACGGUUACAUGACUCAGAUCUACGAGAUCAGGCAUAUGUGGGCAAAGCCGUACUUCACUGGGGUGUUUUGUGCUAAGAUGAGCAGCACACAAAGAAGCAAAAGCGCGAACAGCAUGCUCAAGGCGUAUGUUCCUCCGGGAUGCCCCAUGCACAUGUUUGUCAGGCAUUACAUGCGUUUGCAAUUUUCAAGAGAUUCAUAUGAGAGCUACGAGGAAAAAAGGACCAAGAUUGCUGGAGUUGUAAUGGAUUUUCUCGGUUACACCGAGAUACCGAAGAAUUUGAUCAUGAAGCGAUGGACGAGGGACAUACUGCCGGCGCAUCUCCAAGUUUACCAAAGAGACCAUGCUGGUAGCAGGACAAUGACACACAGGCACACAACACUGUAUGUGCACGCGAUGGAGCUUGUCAGGUUGGGAGAUGCAUCUGUCGAAGCUUACCAGAAAGGAAUGGAGAUAAUCAAGAAUGGGAUUGCUUCGCUGGCUGAAUAUGAAAACUGUAGGGAUGGCCUGGCAGUAGAAGACAGACCAUCAUUGCAGCAGGAUGAUCCAGCAACACAAGAUGUCACCUAG